UAUCCUAACUUAUGUGCAUAUUCAUUCCUCUUAGCUCCCUUAUACUCUCUGUGUCUCUUUCUCUAUUUCUGAAUCUCAUAGGGGAUAUUAUUCAUUGUUCAUAACUUGGCUUUGUAGCAUUUUCCCUUUUGGUAUAAAAUGGGAAGGCAACCUUGUUGUGACAAAGUUGGGUUGAAGAAGGGGCCAUGGACUGCAGAGGAGGAUAAGAAGCUCAUAAGCUUCAUCCUCACUAAUGGCCAAUGUUGCUGGAGAGCUGUUCCUAAGCUAGCAGGACUAUUAAGGUGUGGGAAGAGUUGCAGGCUGAGGUGGACAAAUUACUUGAGGCCAGACUUAAAGAGAGGCCUUUUAUCUGAAUAUGAAGAAAAAAUGGUCAUUGAUCUUCAUGCUCAACUUGGCAAUAGAUGGUCCAAGAUUGCUUCUCAUCUCCCUGGAAGAACUGAUAAUGAGAUAAAAAACCAUUGGAACACCCACAUAAAGAAAAAGCUCAAGAAAAUGGGCAUUGAUCCUGUCACACAUAAGCCACUCCCUAAUGCAACAGAACAAACAAAAAAUCAAACCAAACAAGAACAACAACUACACCACCAACCAGUAGAAGAAGAGCAGAACCAACAACCUUUGCAAGUUGACUUUGACCCCAAAGAUGACCCAAAUAAGGAGCCAGAGACUUCACUGGAGUCAUCAACCAUCACAGAAGAAGCCAUAUUGGAAGACCAAAUCAUCACACCCCUAUUUGACAAAAUGGAGCUAAUGAAUGGUUUCUGCACGGAUGAAGUUCCAAUAAUUGAACCUGAUGAGAUUCUAAUGCCUUGUGGACCUUCCUCUUCAUCCACUUCUUCUUCAUCUUCUUCAAAUUCAACCAUUUUCCUUGAAGACUUGCAGCUACCAGAUUUUGAAUGGUCUUGUAAUUACAAUGAUAAUAGUACUACUACCCACAACAACAACAACAACAACAACAGCAGCAGCAGCAGCAUGGACUUGUGGGAUGAAGACAUUAUUGGCAAACUUAAUUGGCUGAUUAAUGAAGAUGAUGAUAGUGAUAUUGAAAACCAAGUGUUUGAUGCUUCUCUCACUCAGUUCUCAAAAAUGUUCAUGGAUUCAGAAUCUUGGGCAUAUGGCUUGUUUUGAUUUGAAUUUUUCUCCCCCUUGUUUGCAAUUUGCUUCUAAGUUUUUGAGAAGAAUAAACGGUUAAUCAUUUAUUAGGAAGAACACAACUCUUGUUUAGCAUUACCAACUUUUCACCCCUCUAACUUUUCACUUUAUCAUGUAAAAAACCACAUGUAAUAUAAUAAUGGAAAUAAGUUUCUUUCUUUA
This is a messenger RNA of Glycine soja, 1311 nucleotides long. Its product is annotated as transcription factor MYB20. The coding region runs from base 139 to 1125 and encodes 328 amino acids. The transcript has 3 exons. Lineage: Eukaryota; Viridiplantae; Streptophyta; Magnoliopsida; Fabales; Fabaceae. The record is from RefSeq and is a predicted model, not a curated record.